UUCCUAUUAAGUUUCUUUUUUUGGUUUCUCUAUAUUUAUGUUGUCCCACCAAAUGAAUAUUGAACACUUCUUUCUCCAUUGUUUCAAAAAUAAAGAAAAAGGAUUGUGUAUACACUCAUUCUGUUUGUGUGGGCAAUGAUGAAGUUGAAUUGAUGGGUGACAAGUCUCAAAAAGUCAUGGGAGAAUAUAUGGAAAAACUUGAGGAAUAUAAGAACAAAGGAAUUGAGAUAAACUCCGACAAAGUCUAUUUGGAGGUUGUAGGUGGGCAAAAGAAAGGAAAAGUCUACGGUUUAGGGAGUGCUUCACAAAUGUAUUACAAGAGCGAUCCUGCUUCUCAACUUACGACAUCAUCUUCUACUCCUUCCAUGAUUUCUCAAUUAAGCUCUCAAGUUGAAGAAUUAAAGAAGAUGGCAGAAGAAAACCAUAACAAGGUAGAAGAAAGCCAAAAAAAUAGCGGCAGAGAGCUUAAAAUAUGCUAAGGAAUUCGUCGAAAAUCAUGAGAUCUAAAAAGCUACAUGGAAGAAGGAAAAAUUAGCUAUGCAAAAAACAUUGCAGGAAAUGGUAUCACUUAUUCACUUGUCAAACAAGGUUACCGUCCUUGUAAGCCUCCUAUGCCUACAGUCACCCGCUCUCGUGAUACAACUAAGUGAUUUUUAUUUUCUUGGUGGUAAUUUUGUGAACAACUGGUUUUUUUUACAUCGUCAUUAUUGGUUCUUAUUUGAAGUAGCUUUCUUUAUAUGGGAGGUGACUUUUGAAACAAUUAGUCAUAUGAGUUAAAUAUUAUUUUUUAAUACAUUGAUACAAAUUUGAUGAUAUUUUGGAUAUUUGAAUAAAAUUAACAUUUUGGUUAUUUGAAUUUA
Chenopodium quinoa (quinoa) is the source of this 860-nucleotide messenger RNA. RefSeq lists its product as uncharacterized. Lineage: Eukaryota; Viridiplantae; Streptophyta; Magnoliopsida; Caryophyllales; Amaranthaceae. The record is from RefSeq and is a predicted model, not a curated record. The transcript has 2 exons. Bases 153 to 479 code for a protein of 108 amino acids.